Messenger RNA from Entamoeba invadens IP1, 951 nucleotides. RefSeq lists its product as hypothetical. The coding region runs from base 1 to 951 and encodes 316 amino acids. Gene Ontology annotation, cellular component: cytoplasm. Gene Ontology annotation, biological process: signal transduction; regulation of GTPase activity. NCBI's taxonomy places the organism in Eukaryota, Evosea, Mastigamoebida, Endamoebidae. The transcript has a single exon. The record is from RefSeq and is a predicted model, not a curated record.
AUGAGUUUAUUUAAUUCAACACGUUUAGACACUGGAAACAUCGAAGCCCAAUUCAAAAAGAAUAAACACGAUAUGAAAGACUGUUUGAUAUCGUUUCAAUAUCCGACAUUGACUGUGACUGUGAAAAGCAAACAUAAACACAAAAUAGAUAUUACACAUUGCACACUCCAACGUUCGAGUCCACUUAUCCCAGAAAAACCAGAGACAAACGACCCAAAUUGGAAGAAUUUGUAUUUCCAAAUUAACUUUGACAAAGACACCUUUGUUUUUUAUAUUCCAAACAACAGUCAAUUUAUAAAUAUGUUAACCGUCUUGGGAUUAAACAUGAAAGUAAUAGGGACUUAUGGAUACCCUCUUCGUGUUUCUGUUUUAAAAAGCGCGUGGAGGUUCCCAACACCAAUUUUUAGGUCGAUACAGUAUCUUAGAUAUAAUGAGGCGCAUUUUGUACAGGGGAUAUUCAGGACAAGUUGUAAAGAAACAGAAAGGGAGAGAGUCAGACUUAUUAUGAACACAGACUUGACUGCUGAGACAUUCACAUUUAAAGGAGUGCAUGUCGCAGCAGGGGUUUUGAAAGAAUAUUUGAGAACACUUGAUGAACCAAUUUUUCCUAUGGAAUUUAAUGACAAAAUUAAAGCAUGUGCAUUAGAAGAGAAUAAUGUUUUCAUCAAGAAAAUGAAAAAGGUUAUUAAUGAAUUACCAUCAAUCAACAAGAACUGUUUGUGGUACAUUUUCGACUAUUUGAAUUUGGUCGUAAAACAUAAUGAAGUCAAUUUGAUGAAUGCAGAAAAUUUGUCAAUUGUUUUUGGACCUUCUCUGAUUUAUACGGAUAUUUCAAACACUUCAGAAAAGGGUAAAAACGAAUUGAAUGAGUUUAAUGUUGUUAUUAAAAGACUUAUUGAAAACUAUGGCGAAAUCUUUCGGGAGAUUAAAAUGGAAAACGAGGGAAUUUAA